This is a messenger RNA of Drosophila persimilis, 1941 nucleotides long. It is a transcript of the gene CCKLR-17D3, whose product is annotated as gastrin/cholecystokinin type B receptor. Gene Ontology annotation, biological process: neuropeptide signaling pathway. NCBI's taxonomy places the organism in Eukaryota, Metazoa, Arthropoda, Insecta, Diptera, Drosophilidae. Bases 84 to 1871 code for a protein of 595 amino acids. Gene Ontology annotation, cellular component: membrane. The transcript has 6 exons. The record is from RefSeq and is a predicted model, not a curated record. Gene Ontology annotation, molecular function: gastrin receptor activity; neuropeptide receptor activity.
GAGAUCCCAUUCGGAAAUGACAAUGAUCCUUUGUCGUUCGAUUGGGUUGUGAUCGCUCGCUCGUCUGGACGUCUCUAUCUGGGAUGUACCCGUACAGUGCGGAGGAUGCUGCCCAAACGGUCAUGGCAGCGGCGGCUGCGUACCGGGCGCUGCUCGACUAUUACGCCAACGCUCCCAGUGCGGCAGGUCACAUCGUUUCGCUGACCCUGGUCCCGUUCAACGAUACUGCAGGAUCCCCCUCGUACGCGGGCGGAGUCAGCACGAGCUACGGCUUUGGGGACAGCUCUGGCUCAGGCUUUGGCUCUGGCUUCAGUGGCAAUACCAGCCCCAGCCCCAGCCCCGGAUCCAUCUCGGGAGGCGGCAGCAGCAGCGCCGCCACCAGCACCACGGAGAUGCCCGUCUGGCUGAUACCCAGCUACAGCGUGAUUCUGCUGUUCGCCGUGCUGGGCAAUCUGCUGGUCAUCUCCACUUUGGUGCAGAACCGCCGGAUGCGGACCAUCACCAAUGUCUUUCUGCUGAACCUGGCCAUUUCGGACAUGCUUCUGGGCGUGCUCUGCAUGCCCGUCACGCUGGUGGGCACCCUCCUCCGCAACUUCAUCUUUGGGGAGUUCCUCUGCAAGCUGUUCCAGUUUUCGCAGGCUGCCUCCGUGGCCGUGUCCUCGUGGACCCUUGUGGCGAUCUCCUGCGAGCGCUACUACGCCAUCUGCCAUCCGCUGCGCUCGCGAUCCUGGCAGACCAUCAGCCAUGCCUACAAGAUAAUCGGAUUCAUUUGGCUCGGGGGAAUCCUGUGCAUGACGCCGAUAGCCGUCUUCAGUCAAUUGAUACCAACCAGUCGGCCAGGAUACUGCAAGUGCCGGGAGACAUGGCCUGAUCAGGGCUACGAGCAGUUCUACAACAUUCUGCUGGACUUCAUGCUGCUCGUCCUGCCCCUGCUGGUGCUCUGUGUGGCCUACAUCCUCAUCACCCGCACCCUCUACGUGGGCAUGGCCAAGGACAGCAGCAGGAUAAUGGCCAUGCAGCAGACGGCCACGGCAGCAGGCCCAACCCCAGCCCCAUCCACCGGGGUAGUGCCUGCCGGGGGAGCUGCAGCAGCUGGGCCCAGCAGCAAUAGCAGCAACAGCUGCAUCCUGGUGCUGACCGCCAGCACAGUCUACAACGAGAGCAGCAACAACAACAAUGGCGCCGCAGUCGCAGCUCCUGCACCUGCGCCUGCCCCAGCACCAGCACCAGCAACAACGAGAACGACAACGACAACGACAACGACUGCGACACUGACUACGAGAGCAUCAGCGACAACGUCAGCGAUGAUCAAAACGACAAGCACAACCACAACGACGGUGACGCUGGCCAAGAUGUCCUCGCCCAGCAUGCGGGUCCAAGACGCUGCUCUUCGCAGAUCAAACGAAGCAAAGACUCUGGAGAGCAAGAAGCGAGUCGUGAAGAUGCUGUUCGUCCUGGUGCUGGAGUUCUUCAUCUGCUGGACGCCACUGUACGUGAUCAACACGCUGAGCAUGUUCAUCGGACAGGCGCUGUAUGAGUAUAUCGACUACACCUCCAUAAGCUACCUACAGCUGCUGGCCUACUCCUCCAGCUGCUGCAAUCCGAUCACUUACUGCUUCAUGAACGCCAGCUUCCGGCGCGCAUUCGUCGACACCUUCAAGGGCAUGCCCUGGCGGCGGGCUGGGACUGGGGCGGCGGGCGCCAUUGCCCUAUCCGCCAGCCAAGUGGCGAACAACAACCCCAAUGCCGUCAAUGCCAAUCCUGGCCAAGCCAUGGGCAUGGGCACUUGGCGGACCCGUUCUCGCCACGACCCACUAAAUUCGGUGGUGCACACCAGCAGCGCCACGGCGGCUGACAGUCCACGGCUCUAGGCUGUAGGCUCCACAGAUCCAACGAGGACUAAUGUAAAUAUGUACAUGACUCGUAUUUUUUUGUUAUAGC